ACUGUAGAAGAUGAGUUGAGAAUGAAUCCACAUGAUUCAUGAAGGGAACAUUCGCAUUAUGUUUUUGAAAUUCUAGAGUAAAAAUAAAAAAAAUAAUAAAAAAUGAGUGGGAAUUCAUUGAGUGGCCUGCAAGAGCACCUUAAAUUGGCAAGAGAUUACGCUCUGGAAGGCCUCUACGACACCUCCAUCAUCUUCUUCGACGGCGCCGUCGCCCAAAUCAGCAAGCACCUGAACAGCGUGGAGGAGCCUCUAGUGCGAGCGAAAUGGAUGAAGGUGAAGAAAGCGCUGAGCGAGGAAACGGAAGUGGUGAAACAACUAAACGCAGAGAGAAGAGCGUUUAAGGAAACCCCCACACACUCACACAAAUCGUCCUUUCUUUUUCAACCGUUGGAUGAGUAUCCAAUUUCUACUUCCUCCAUCCACGAUCAUGAUCCCGACGUCUGGAGGCCGCCCACUCGCGACGCCAGGAGGCCCGCCAGGCCCGCUCCUCGCAAGGACGGGGCCUGGGCCCGUGGUCCUACCAGGCCCGCCUCCAAGCCCGCGAAGCCCAGGGUUAACUCUGGGCCCAGGCCUCCCGCCCCCACAGGGAAGAGAGGCACCGGGAAGUCGCAUUCAGUUGCUAAUGGGGCUGAUGGAAAGUCAAAGAGGUCAGAAUAUGAAGGUGGUGAUCCAGAGUUAGCAGAAAUGCUUGAGAGGGAUGUGUUAGAAACGUCUCCUGGUGUGAGAUGGGAUGAUGUUGCAGGACUCAAUGAAGCCAAGAGGCUUCUAGAAGAAGCCGUUGUGCUUCCCUUGUGGAUGCCUGAAUAUUUUCAGGGAAUAAGGAGACCGUGGAAAGGUGUUCUCAUGUUUGGACCUCCAGGAACUGGGAAGACGCUUCUUGCUAAAGCAGUUGCUACCGAAUGUGGUACCACUUUUUUCAACGUUUCUUCUGCUACUUUGGCUUCUAAAUGGCGUGGAGAGAGCGAGCGCAUGGUACGGUGUUUGUUUGAUCUUGCAAGAGCGUAUGCACCCAGUACAAUUUUCAUUGAUGAAAUUGAUUCUCUCUGCAAUGCUAGGGGGGCUUCCGGGGAGCAUGAAUCAUCCAGAAGGGUGAAGUCUGAACUUCUAGUUCAGGUUGAUGGUGUAAAUAAUAGUUCCACAAAUGAAGAUGGUACCCGUAAAAUAGUAAUGGUUUUGGCAGCCACCAACUUUCCAUGGGACAUAGAUGAAGCACUGAGGAGAAGGUUGGAAAAGCGUAUAUACAUUCCUCUUCCAAAUUUUGAGAGUCGUAAAGAGCUGAUCCGUAUCAAUUUGAAGACAGUAGAGGUGGCCCCUAAUGUGAACAUAGAUGAAGUGGCACGGCGGACAGAGGGAUAUAGUGGAGAUGACUUGACAAAUGUGUGCCGUGAUGCUUCUCUGAAUGGAAUGAGGCGUAAGAUAGCAGGAAAGACGCGUGAUGAGAUAAAGAACAUGUCAAAGGAUGAAAUUUCGAAGGAUCCUAUUGCAAUGUGUGAUUUUGAAGAAGCUCUCAAGAAAGUCCAACCAAGUGUUUCUCAGGCUGACAUUGAACGCCAUGCGAAGUGGUUUGCCGAAUUUGGAUCAGCAUAAAGUAAAAUGGCAUUUUUUAAAACUACUAUCCUGCAUUGUCUGGAUGAUUAGCCUCUAUUUGUUUUUUUUACCAAUAUUCAGGUUGCCAACUGAUGCUUGUUGAUUACAUUUUUCUUCUAGAAAAGAAAAAGUCACUGACGGGUGUUGAUUAUAGUUUUCAGGUUUUAAUUAGAAGGGUCUUCAAUUGUUUGUUUUUGUAUACAUAUCAUUUCUGAUUUAUGAAAUAUGAUGCUAUCUGAUAUCUUU
Cajanus cajan (pigeon pea) is the source of this 1833-nucleotide messenger RNA. RefSeq names its product P-loop containing nucleoside triphosphate hydrolases superfamily protein (gene ERH3). NCBI's taxonomy places the organism in Eukaryota, Viridiplantae, Streptophyta, Magnoliopsida, Fabales, Fabaceae. Gene Ontology annotation, molecular function: ATP binding; ATP hydrolysis activity; microtubule severing ATPase activity. Gene Ontology annotation, cellular component: microtubule cytoskeleton. Gene Ontology annotation, biological process: microtubule severing. The record is from RefSeq and is a predicted model, not a curated record.